UUGCCUUCGAAUCUUUGACAUGGCGGAGCUCAGCCCCAACUGCAAGGCCUCCACGCAGGAUGCUGAAGUUUCGGGAGAGAGGGGCGGUGUAAUUGCACAGUCUUGUAGUUUAGGCGAAGGUUUUGAGGUUGAGAAGGAGGAGGUGAAGGAAAAUGCAUUGGAAGAUGAGGAAGGAGAAUUGCGGAGGCUUUUAAUGCCUAAUGUGGGGGAAUUGCCCAGCACUCCUCCAUCUGCUGUGGAGUCCAAUUUCUUAACGUUUUUCGUGACAGAUUUUAUGAAGCCUGGACAUGAUCAAUACGUUCGUCGUCACGCCAAUGGGCUGUGUGUAAUUGGUUUGGCUCCUUCUCAUGUGGCAUUUAAGGACAAAGGGGGAAUAACUUCGGUAGAUUUCAAUGUUGGGAAGUCAGAUAGAAGUGCAAUUAAAGUGACUGGAAAGCGCAAAAAGAAUGCACAAAAUUUCGAAUCCAACACAGCGUUGUGCAAAGUGUGCACCAAAGAUUGUUUUUACAUAGUGAGGUGCUGUAUAAAAGGCUCUCUAUUGGAAGUCAAUGAAAGGUUAAUUGAAAAACCAGAGUUACUCAAUUCAGUGCCGGGCAGUGAGGGAUACGUCGCAAUCAUCAUGCCUAAACCCGGUGACUGGCUCAAGGCAAAGGAUUCGUUGCUAAGCUUUGAAGAGUACAAAAAGCUGAGAACAGAGCUAUGAGUCAUGUCUAGAGGUAUUCGUGUGUAUUUAUGUUCACGUCGCCUAAUUUUGGUCGGAAAACAUGUGUUAAUUAUUUAAAGGAUAUAUCUUUCUCUCUAAAUCGACUGCAUUGCCAUAGUUGUGAGUCGUCUGAAGAAACAUUUUAAGCUAUACAUGAAAUAUUUUGAGUUAUUA
Molecule: messenger RNA, 877 nt
Organism: Andrographis paniculata
Lineage: Eukaryota; Viridiplantae; Streptophyta; Magnoliopsida; Lamiales; Acanthaceae
Exons: 6
Coding region: 20-703 (227 amino acids)
Cellular component (GO): nucleus
Source: RefSeq, a predicted model, not a curated record